AUGGAAAUUGAUAUUGGUAAUAACGGUAGUGAGAUUGAUGAUGCUGACGAUGACGAUCAAAUGCAGAUAGAGAAAGAGGAACAUGAAAUUGAAAGCUUAAAUAGAGAUAUAGUUAGAAAUGUAUUGUUAAAGAGUAGACAGUAUAGAGCGAUGCAGACAGAGGGUCAUCAUCAGCUAUUGAUGUCAACUCAAAAGAUGAACAUGGCACAGAAAGCACUCUAUUUCAAUCAUCUACAAUCACAGCUAUUCAAUCAAGGCAAUCUACUUCAGUUUGCAACUGACGAUGACAACAGUGAUAUUCAUAGUUAUUAUAGUAAUAGCAGCAGUAAUAGUAAUUCCAAUAGAUUAAGUAGUAUUUUCAUUUAUAAUGAAAACAUUCAUAAUAGUAAUAGUAGUAAUAACAGUAGUGGUAGUAAUGGUGAUGAUUAUAUAGAUGAUGUCGAUGAUGAUGUUCAUAACGAUACAACUGUUCUCCUCACUGAUUCACAUGAUUAUGAAAACUUUGAUGAUGGAAUGGUUGAAGAGAAUAUGUUCAAUGGAAAUACAAAUGGAAAUGGAAAUGGAAAUGGAAAUGUAAAUGGUAGUUUCCAUAUCAACAAGAGUAUUGCCAUGAGUAUGAAGGAUUUCGAAGAAGAUACUGAGCCUAUGGAUUUAGGUGGUGGAGAUAGUCAUAGAGAAGAGGAAGAAGAAGUAAAUAAUAUAAAUCUAGUAAAUCAACUAAACAAAGUUACCAAUGAAGCACUACAAGAUAAGAUUACUCUCAAUGAAACUAGUGUUGAAAAUGAUGAACCAAUUUCAAUUUCAAACCCAACACCAAUUUCAAUUUCAAAUCCAAUAAAUUUGAAAUUGGAAAAUAAUAACAGUAGUAACGAUGAUCAACAUAUAAAUAAAGAAUCAGAAGAUCUACUACACCACCAAGAUAAUAAUAAUAAUUUAGAUAGUAGUGGUAGUAUUAAUAAACCUGUAGAAGAAGUGGAACCAAAGAAAGAAGAAACAAAAAGACAACCACUUUCAAUUACUCAAUCGAAACCAAGAAGAACAGGAAAGAAACAAUGUGAUUAUUGUGGUGACACUAAUCCUCUCUAUUGGAGAAAUGGUCCGAACGGUUUGAAAACUCUAUGUGGAGAUUGUGCACCAAAGUGGGCAGAUGGAAAAAUACAUGUGCCAUUAAGGUCGGCUAAUGAUGACGCUGUCGUCAGUCCCUCUGAGGAACCGGUUGAUGAAGUUCCACCUCCAUCCGAAAAGCCAGCUAGACCAACCAGAAAAACAAACAAACCACCAGCACCAGCAGAGAAACCAUCAAAAGCGUCUGCCAAAGCAGUAGCUAAGUCAGCGGCAGCCAGAGCAAGCAAGCCACCUGCACCUGCCAAAGCACCUGCUAAAACAAGAGCUACAAGAAAACAGACCGCUGCUGCUGCUUCUAAUGAGAUUCCAUCUCAGAAUGAAACGGGAUUGCCUGUUGAACCAACAAGAAAGCGUCCAGGUAGAAAGAAAAAGAUGCCGGUAGAGGAAAUAGUAGUCGCAGUGGAACCUAUUGUAGAGCCAGAGGAGGAAGACGAAGAAAAAGAGGAAGACGAAAUAGAACAACAGAUCAAUAUUGUUAAAACAAGAGCUAGAAAUUAUAUAGAGAAAAAAGAGAAGAAAGUAAAGGAAAAGAAAGAGAAGGAAAAGGAAAAGAAGGAUAAGGAAAAGGAAAAGGUUGAGGAGAAAGAGAAAGAUAAAUUAAUUGUAAAUAAUAAUAUAAAAGCCAAAGUAAAUAAUAAUAGUAAUAGUGGUAUAAAAGUUAAUAAUAAUAAUAAUAGUGAAAGUAAAGUAGAUCCAUUAAGUAAAUUUAAAUCAGUUUUGAAUCAGGUAGCAUCAAGUCUAAGAGCUAAUAAGGAGAAGCAACAACAACAACAGAAAGAGAAGGAAAGGGAAUUGGAGUAUGAACAAGCACAGGCAAGCAAAGAGAUCAAUUCUGACCAUUGGACAGAGGAAGAAAUCAAUAAUUUUAAUAGUGCGCUUAAAUCAUCCAGACCAACAGAUGUCAACUACUGGCAGAAAGUAUCUAAUGCAGUUGGAACUAAAUCCGCUGAACAAUGUCAAUUAUACCAAUCGAAUAAAUUCUCUACUCCAAAUAAAAAGCGAAAGAAGGAGGCAGAGAAAGAGAAAGAUCCAUCACCAUUUAAAUUGAAUCCAAAAUCAUUGAAUACACUAAAGACUAAAAAGAAACUAAGAGAGUUUAUUGAAGAGCAAACAAGAUCAAAGAAACAGAAUUUAAUUGAUACAACACCAUUUAAGAAGAUGAAUAAGCAGUUUAUUACAGAUGAUAACGACUCAUCGAUGGAGGAUCUGUUCGACUUGAAUUCAAAUGGUGAUAAUAAUCAAGAGGUUGAUAUUAAUAGUAAUAAAUCAAAUAACAACAACAAUAACAACUUAGUAAACAAAGAAGUAGUUGACAAUGAUUCAGUUACACCACUAAAGCUAAACAAGGAUUACUGGGGUAGUUAUAUCCAUAGAUUUACCAAUCAAGUUACAAAAGAAAAGAAACACCAGCUUAAGCAUCAAGCAUCAACGACAUCUACAACAACGACAACAUCUACAACAUCUACAACACCCAAAAGUGUAAAUAGCAAACACCAUAGUAAACCAACUAGAGAAGAACAAAUUCAAUCUUUGAUGAGAAUAGCAUAG
Heterostelium album PN500 is the source of this 2673-nucleotide messenger RNA. Its product is annotated as myb domain-containing protein. The coding region runs from base 1 to 2673 and encodes 890 amino acids. Gene Ontology annotation, biological process: regulation of DNA-templated transcription. The transcript is spliced from 5 exons. The record is from RefSeq and is a predicted model, not a curated record. Lineage: Eukaryota; Evosea; Eumycetozoa; Acytosteliales; Acytosteliaceae. Gene Ontology annotation, molecular function: zinc ion binding; sequence-specific DNA binding.